CGAUCGAAGAAACCUGCAAAAAUGUCACAUUCAUUACUAGAAUAAGAAUAACGUUUAAAUGCCUUCACAGAGAAAUAGGCUAAAUUAGUCCCGCCAUUUAAGUGGUCUUUAACAGGGCCCCGCGUCGGCUGAGGAUUUUAAGGCAAAAUAAUGCAAUAAUCAAAUUAUAAUUUUCCUCAGAGAGAAAAAAUCUGGGACUAUUGUUAAAUUGCACGGAUACUUUUGCUGAAGUUAAGAUGGAUUCACCCUCGGAAUUACCUCCGUCGUCUAUGUUUUGAAUGCAACCGCGUAAACACGAACGAUCUCUCACUGGUAUGAGAUGUUGCUAGCCUCGGCCGUGGUCGUCUGGGAAUGGCUGAACGAGCACGGGCGCUGGCGACCCUACAGUCCGGCGGUGUCCCAUCACAUCGAAGCGGUGAUCCGCAGCGACCCUCGCGGCGCCGGGAGCGUGGUGCUGGGCCAGGUCGACUCGCGUCUAUCUCCGUACAUCAUUGACCUGCAGUCUAUGCACCAGUUUAGGCAAGAUACCGGUACACUUAGGCCCGUGCGGCGAAGUUUUUAUGAUCCACGGUCUGCACCGGGUCAAGGUUGGGUGUGGGAAUGGGAGAAUGACUCUGGCUCAUGGACUCCAUAUGACACAGAGGUUAGCAUUGCCAUUCAGGCAGCUCGUGACCGGCAGCAGCCCUGGCUGGACUUAACACCAUUGGGCUUCUGUUACCUCAUAGACCUGCAAAGUAUGACACAGAUCAAUGGACAGACGCAACGGCGCAGACGAAUCCAGAGGCGCUCGGACCUGGCCUACCCGCUUGUCUCUGGCCCUCUGCCUAAGCCCCAUGCGUGGUCUUCGGCUGGAAGUGGUGGACUCCUGGGGGUGGGAGUGUCUGGGGUGAGUGGAGGGAAUGGCAGUGCCUAUCCUAGUGGAGCUCUCCCGGCUUCUGCUAUUACGUCAUUGGGUCAACCGUGUUCCUGCCAACAGUGUAUGCUAGUCUUGGGUGUCAAGACCCCUAGUAUGGCACAAACUCUUGGGCGGAAGCCACCGCUGGCACCCAAACCACCGAGCCCCAAAGCAGUAUCAAGGGGACACUCAUAUUCUCUUACCCUCCCUCAUCCUCCUUCCCUUUCCAGAGUACUUUCCCCACACAGGAACUCUACCUCGGGUGCCAUUGGAGGCUUCGGACAAUCCCUGUCUCUCCUGGGCUCAGCCACUGCCGCCCUGUCAAUAUCCUCCAACCGUCCUCCUCCACCUGCUGUACCGCCACCCCCACCUCCUUCUACCACACCCCACACUACUAUUUCCCCACCCAACCUUAAUGCACCAACACCCUCCAACGUCCUUAUAUCUACAGCAACCACCUGCGCUCCCACACCCUCUGCUCGUGUUCUGGGGCCCGUCUCAACAGCAUCAGCAGCUUGUGCCGCCCCAGUGCCACCUCGCAGCAGUCUGGCUGGCCUAAGCCGCCCCGCCCUGCAGAGAAUCGCCAUGGCACAGUCUCGGGCACUUAUUGCAUCAGGAGUCCCAACUGUCCCAGUGAAGAACUUAAAUGGAUCCAGCCCCGUCCACCCAGCUUUGGCAGGUAUCACUGGUAUUCUGAUGAGUGCCGCUGGACUCCCAGUCUGCUUGACUCGCCCACCCAAACUGGUGCUCCAUCCCCCACCUGUCAGCAAGAGUGACAUCAAACCCGUGCCCGGCCUCGGCCACUGUUGCCGCAAGACCACAAAGAAGCAGGCCCGCAAAGGUAGAACUUCAGAGGAAGUGGUUAGAAGAUAUCUCCAGAAGGUCCGCAACCCACCUGAGGAGGAUUGUACUAUCUGUAUGGAGUCUCUCUGUGGCCCCUCUGGCUAUAAAGGCCCGGGUGUCGGUGGCAUUUCUCGGGCAGAGUCGGUUGGUCGUUUGUCUCAGUGUGGACACCAGUACCACCUGCAGUGCCUGGUGGCCAUGUACAACAACGGGAACAAAGAUGGCAGCCUCCAGUGCCCCACUUGCAAGACCAUCUACGGUGUUAAAACAGGAAACCAGCCACCUGGCAAGAUGGAGUACCACGUCAUUCCUCACUCGCUUCCUGGACACCCUGACUGCAAAUCCAUCCGGAUUAUCUACAACAUCCCCCCUGGCAUUCAGGGUCCUGAACAUCCUAACCCCGGGAAGCCCUUUACAGCCCGUGGAUUCCCAAGACACUGCUACCUCCCUGACAGUGAGAAAGGCCGCCUAGUGUUGAAGCUGUUGCUGGUUGCAUGGGACCGCCGGCUGAUCUUCUCAGUGGGCACGUCCAGCACUACAGGUGAGACGGAUACAGUCAUUUGGAACGAGGUGCAUCACAAGACCGAAUUCGGCUCCAACCUGACCGGCCACGGUUACCCCGACUCCGGUCACCUCGACAACGUCUUGGAGGAGUUGAGGGCGCAAGGCAUCACUGACGAAGAGUGUCUGAGGGACUGAGGGAGGGGUCCAUCCACAAAGACUGAAUGUUUCGUGUUAGUGUUGCCAAAUCUGAAUCCAAUUCCCAGCUAUCGUUUCUCCGAUUCCUGAGUCACUUGCGAAAUUAAACACUAUGAAGUUUAAGGACUUCAAAAGGAUUUCUUUUUCAAUGCUAUCAGCCCUCUUGCUGUUAAAGACAUCUGUCAGAAUUAGGAGGGCAAGAUGCAAGUGCUGUAAUAAUACAAAAGUCUUGAACUGUGGGGAGGUUAGCACCCUUCCCACAAAAACUAGAUUUGGUGCAAUUUUGUGAACGGCUCGGCAUCUCUUCAGCCAUUUAAUGUAUUGUAGUUCUGUGAAGGAUACGCAAAACAAAGGUACUUCUGUGCAUGUAGUUGUAUCAUUUUGGCGCAGAGAGUUUUAUGUCCUUGGUAUAACCAAGGCCGCCACUUGUCGCUAACAUCGAAGCUCCAGUUGCAGUUUUAGACGACGGAACGUGAAUGUUUACUGCCCCAUAGUGGCACUUGUUAACAUAUACAUUCCAGUAAUUACCAUGGUAUUUAUUUGACAACAUAGUUUUCUAAAUGUCUGCAGUAUUUACAUUAACCACUUAUAUUUGUACUUAUUUUAUCGUAUCUUACGUUAUUUUAUAUUGUUGAAAGGAGACUCCUGUGCUGUUAUUGAUUUUGGGAUAGAAACAAAUCUUUGUCUCUGUCCAGGACUGAUGAUAAUCUAGUUAAGAGACAUUCAACUCCAACUGCUUAGUUCAUUAAUCAGUAUUAAAGAAAUGUUGAGCCAGUUGAGGCUGUCGGCCAGCGGAUGAACAAUGCACAAAUUAUACUUUACCAUUUCUAGCCUCUCAUUGACUUAUGUUCUCAAGAAGUGAACAUAUUAACACAUUUUCUCUGUGAUUAGACGUGCUGCCAGAGACAGAACCUUUACAGAAUUGUGACAUCACCAGUUUAGAACUACAGGAGACAAUAUGAUUUAGAAUCUCCAAAGUUGAAGAUGUUGGCCUUUUAAAUGGUUACUAAGAGCAACUAACUUGCCCUGUUAGGUUUGAAAUCUAUCUGUUAGAGUGGAUAAACUAUCUCCGGUUGCCUUUCUGGUCGGUCCUUGGUAGGUCUAUAAUGGACCUGUUUACAAAGCUGUUGACGAGACUACUGCAUGUGUGUACAUGCAAAUGUGUAAGCUUACAUUUAUAGUUGAUGUGCUGUAUGUAUGUGUUUUAUGUACACAAUUCUGUUUGUUUUCCCUGCAUCCAAAAGCAUGUUGUGGAAGUAAAUGAGUGUUUUUCUUUCUUGUAUCAUUUUUAUAAUAUACUUUUAAUUGAUUUAACUUUUUUUUUCUUUAUAAGCUAUUAGGGUUUUUUUUUUUUCCACUGUGAAGUUUUACUCUCAUUUAUUGCACUUGUCCAGCCAAGUUCCUCAUGUUAGUUGCUAUGGAGACAACAGUGUAAUGGCACUACUGCCAGGAAGAAAACUGUGAAGAUAAGACUGGGGAUGGAGCUAGGAGAACUAAUGUUGCUGUAUAAUAUAAAAUGUACAAAACAACUCUUGCAUAUUAAAUAGCUGCUGGAAUACUGAAUAAAUAUUAA
Xyrauchen texanus (razorback sucker) is the source of this 4010-nucleotide messenger RNA. RefSeq names its product E3 ubiquitin-protein ligase DTX4-like. The transcript has 9 exons. Gene Ontology annotation, molecular function: zinc ion binding; ubiquitin protein ligase activity. Gene Ontology annotation, biological process: protein ubiquitination; Notch signaling pathway. The record is from RefSeq and is a predicted model, not a curated record. The coding region runs from base 320 to 2437 and encodes 705 amino acids. Gene Ontology annotation, cellular component: nucleoplasm. Lineage: Eukaryota; Metazoa; Chordata; Actinopteri; Cypriniformes; Catostomidae.